CCGUCUCCCGGUGCCAUCUGCAGGGCGGGCGAGAGGCGGCCGCUCCGCCGGGCAGCGCGGGCGGGGGGACAGCGGUGACGGAAAGCGGCAGCUGGGGGAGACGGCAGCGGCUGGGUUGAUUCCCUUCCCUUCCCCCCAAUCCCCGGCUGGGGGAAGAUGGAGCUCGGUUAGUGAAGAGCAGCGGGAGCAGGUACUGUUCAUAAGAUUGGCCACAGCGUGCUGGGGAGAACUGACAGGAAACUCAGUAUUACACCCAUCAGAGGCACAUGAUACUGCAGAGCUUCAGAAUCAGCAGUCAACUCAGCUGGACAGUUGCCUCCUGCCUUCCUAAAUAGGGAGAAAGUGGUUUACUAUUGUGGAUGCCUGCCUCAUUUGCUUCACCAACAUGAGAUAGGGCAUGCUGAAGAGAAGGAAGAUUUUUGCAAGUAGAGCCUACCGUAAUUUCUCAGGGGACAAAAUUUUGCUUAUUCAUACCUUCUACUGUGGCAAAAUGCAUUAUUUUCCUCGCCAAAAACCAGCAGCAUAACGCCCAUCUGACACAUGCCUCAAGGAACUCCUAUUUAAAGUCUGUUGUAAAUGGAUGCCUUCUAGCCAACCAGUGAGCCCUGCUGCUGCUGCGUGUCUGGCAGCUUCUCUGAAUGAGCACAUGACUCUUGAUAUGGAUGCAGUCCUGUCAGACUUUGUUCGGUCCACAGGGGCAGAGCCAGGUCUGGCAAGAGACUUACUGGAAGGCAAAAACUGGGACUUGACAGCAGCUUUGAGUGACUAUGAGCAGCUCCGGCAGGUACACACGGCCAACUUGCCACAGGUGUUCAAUGAAGGCAAGUACUACAAGCAGCAGGAACCAGAGCAGCCUCUCCAGGUGACGAAGGCUGAGAGGCCCUGCCUGCAAAGGCAGGAUGACAUUGCCCAAGAAAAGCGUCUUUCCAGAGGCAUUUCCCAUGCCAGCUCAGCCAUCGUCUCCCUUGCUCGGUCACAUGUAGCAAAUGAGUGCAGCAAUGAGCAGUUCCCUUUGGAGAUGCCCAUCUACACAUUCCAGCUACCAGACCUUAGCGUGUACAGUGAAGAUUUCAGAAGCUUUAUUGAACGUGACUUAAUCGAGCAGGCAACAAUGGUUGCUUUGGAGCAAGCAGGACGAUUAAAUUGGUGGUCCACAGUGUGUACGAGUUGCAAACGUCUGCUUCCCUUGGCUACGACAGGGGAUGGAAACUGCCUCUUGCAUGCUGCAUCUUUAGGGAUGUGGGGAUUUCACGACCGGGACCUGGUUUUACGUAAAGCUCUCUAUACCAUGAUGAGAAGUGGAGCUGAAAGGGAAGCACUGAAAAGAAGAUGGAGAUGGCAACAGACCCAGCAGAAUAAGGAGUCAGGUUUAGUGUACACAGAAGAAGAAUGGGAACGGGAGUGGAACGAACUGCUUAAGCUGGCAUCGAGUGAGCCUCGUGCGCAUUUCAGCAAGAAUGGAGGCACUGGUGGUGGAGUCGAUAAUUCAGAAGAUCCAGUGUAUGAGAGCCUGGAGGAGUUCCAUGUCUUUGUCUUAGCACAUAUUUUGAGAAGACCUAUUGUUGUAGUAGCAGACACCAUGUUACGAGACUCAGGGGGAGAAGCAUUUGCACCUAUACCAUUUGGAGGAAUUUAUUUGCCACUUGAAGUUCUACCUAACAGAUGCCAUUGCUCACCUCUUGUGCUAGCCUAUGAUCAGGCCCAUUUCUCUGCUCUUGUUUCCAUGGAACAAAAGGAUCAACAGAGAGAACAAGCGGUGAUCCCCCUGACUGACUCUGAACACAAGUUACUGCCUUUGCACUUUGCAGUUGAUCCUGGGAAAGACUGGGAGUGGGGAAAAGAUGACAAUGAUAACACCAGACUGGCCAAUUUGAUUCUGUCUCUUGAGGCAAAGCUUAAUCUUCUACACAGCUAUAUGAAUGUAACAUGGAUACGCAUACCAUCUGAGACACGGCAGGCCCCUUUGGCUCAACCAGAAUCCCCUACAGCUUCAGCUGGGGAAGAUGUUCAGUCUCUGGCUGACUCAAUGGACUCAGACCGAGAUUCCAUCUGUAGUAAUUCCAACGGCAAUAAUGGUAAAAACAGUAAAGAAAAAGAAAAGGACAAGCCGAGGAAAGAUAAAGACAAAAACAGGACGGAUUCAGUUGCUAAUAAAAUAGGAAGCCUCAGUAAAACCCUGGGAAUUAAACUGAAAAAGAAUAUGGGUGGUCUUGGAGGCCUGGUGCAUGGCAAAAUGAGCAGAACCAAUUCAGGUAAUGGAAAAAAUGGUGACACAGUAGAGAAAGUCAAAGAGAAGAAGUCUAAGUCUCGAAAAGGGAGCAAAGAGGAGUCUGGCCAGUCUGCAAGCACUUCUCCAUCUGAAAAAACCACUCCAUCUCCAACUGACAGAGCCAGCAACUCACCCACUGAAAAGACAAACAGUAAAUCCUUCUCUGACAAGCAAUCUGACCCAUGGAAGUACAGCACUGACGUGAAACUCAGCCUAAACAUUUUGAGAGCUGCCAUGCAGGGUGAACGCAAGUUUAUUUUUGCUGGCCUCCUUCUGACCAGCCACAGGCACCAGUUCCAUGAGGAGAUGAUAGGCUAUUACCUGACCAGUGCACAGGAGCGCUUCAAUGCAGAACAGGAACAGAAGAGAAAGGAUGCUGAGAAAAAGGCUGCACUGAAUGGGUCAUCUAGUAGGAAAAUGGAGCCAGAAGCAUAUUCAAAAGAAAAAUUAGAAACAUCUCCUCAGGAUAGGGCAUCACCCGUCUUGCCUCAAAGCCAUACGACUCAACUGGUUUUAAAAUUUAAAGAUCGCACUAGUCCCACUCCUGGGUCAUUUUCUUCACCUAGUAAUAGUGCUAAGAAAAGUGGACCCAUUCCAGUAUCUGCACACUAUAGCCAUACGCCACCUGUUCAGAGGCAAAGUGUCAUCCAUUUGCAUGAUGUCAACUCCAAGCCAUCGAGCUUCCAAGAUGAUACCUACAAGCCAGUGGUUGGCACCUUAAAAACCUGUGCCACCUACCCCCAGCAAAACAGGUCACUGUCUUCUCAAAGCUACAGCCCAGCCCGGAUAUCUGGUAUCCGUACAGUGAACACAGUGGAAUCAUUGAGCUAUGCCAUGCCUACUGAACACAAGUCUCAGACUUACACAAAUGGAUUCAAUACUGGAGAUAUUAGAGACUGCUUAGAAUACGCUGAUGAGGAUGCUCCUCAGACCUGGUUGAACAAUGAUAAAAAUCAAGGCAGAAGCACAGUUUGCCCAAUCUAUUCUAUCCAGCAGAACCGCUGUAAGAAGGAGAACUGUUCCUUUUAUGGUCGUCCUGAGACUGACAAUUACUGUUCAUACUGCUACAAAGAGGAGUUAAAGCGCAGGGAGAGAGAAAGCAAGGGACACAGGCAUUGAGGAUUCUUCUGUGACUACUUAGUUUUACCAUUUUCUUACUUACAAAGUAAACAGUGUUAAAUGCAGUAAAAGGAAUCCUUAAAAAAAGAAUAAAGGAUUGAUGAGACAAUAGUGUCUAGCUUUUCGCUUUUCCGGGGCAAAGAGGAAAUAAUAGAAUUAAUUUAUCAUAAAAAGUUAUUAUUUUCCAUUUUGUCAGUGUCUUUUUUACAUAUACUGGUAAGCUGAAGGGUUGUUUACUCCUUUGUCAGUGCUGUGUAUAUGUUUGGUCAAAAAUUUACUAACGGUGCCUGAAUUUACACUGACAUCACUCAGGUAGUAGAAUGGUAGGGGAGAGUUGUAAUAGCAGACAUGUGGUGUUGUAGUAGGGUAGUAUCUGCUUUGCAGACAUUUGAAAUUCUAUAGCUGUUAUGAGAGUAUUUUUUCCUCAGUAAAAACUCAAUUUUUCAUAGCCUUUUUUUCAGAAGAAAGUAGCGAUUUUUGCAUACUGCACGUUUUUAACAUGGCAGCAAAUUGCAUUACCAUAAUGUUUGUACUCACAAGUCUGAAAUUGAGUGAUUGUGGGAAAAUGGGAGUGAAGGGUCUGAAUUUGUGAGGGCUGUAGCUAUUCCUGAUUUUAAGUUCUUACCAGUUAUUUCUACAUUUCCAUUAAAAAGUAGAUUUGAGCUGCUUUUAUUUGUACUGCAUUUUGAAACGGGUUGUACAGAAAGCACAGUAUGACUUGCAAGACUUCGCAUCUCCAAAAAAUCCCACAUAGCAUAGUUUUGGGCACCUGAAUUUCAGUAGUAUUUUCAUUGCUGUUAAAACUGAGAGAAAUGUUAAAUUAUAAAGAAAAAUAUUAGACUUGGAAAAUUUGAUGACCAGCUAAGAAACUUAGGAUCAUUUUAGAGCUGAAUGAACUGCUUGUCAAAACCAACGUGUCCCAUCAAUUGAUUCCCUUAGUCAUUGCAGUAAUUUAAUCAUUAUUUAUUUAUUCAUUUCUCAACGCUAGACAGUUUUUGCAAACAUAACUGCUUUUGAGCCUUUCUUAAAGACUGUUGGCUCUACCUACUUUUGAGUCUUCUCCUAGAGUGAGUUAUGUUACUCCCUGGAAGAUUCCAAGAUGAAUAUGAAAUACUUUCCAGUAUGCAUGGCAACUUCUAUCACAGAUUUGCAAAAGUCCAGUGUCCAGAUAUGUAAGUAUUUGGAACACUUUUGAAAGUAAAACUUUGCUCAUAUUUCUGCAAAGCAGACAGCACAAGUACUGUGUAACUAGGUGUAUGACAUUAGGAACUUUUCUCCAAUAUAGCACUUUGUGGUUUUGCAUCCUUCUACCAGGAGCUGGCAUAAUGCAGUAAGAAUAGAUCUUUAGUGUUGUUACACUUGUAAGCAAUGGCUUAUUUAUGGUCUAUUUACAUUUUUUUUUAUUUUUAAAAGAGCUCAUUUUCCACAAACAGGUAAAGUAAAGCUUUCUAGACUGCUUACUCUGCCACCUCAAGGUGCAGAACCCAAGUUCUGCCUUACUCAUUAUGGAGUAGCACUUUUCUGGCCCCCACAGGAAAGAUUCUUUGCCAAAGAGUCUUUGUUACUGAUUCUUUUCUGCUGUACCCCAAGUUUUACUCUUGACAUGGGUGGCACCAUUUCACAUGCCUACACUUAAUUCUGCUUAGCCUUGAAACUGAGCUUGAAGUAGUCUGUGAAACAAGACACACAAAUUUAUGCUGACAUGUACUGGCUUUCAGGAAAACCACAUAGUUAAAAUUAUCCAUGUAUUUCAGUUUUCUGCUGAAUGGGAGGUUUAAGGAGUAGUUACAAAGUAAGUUCAUUAGCCAUUCCUAAAAAGUGAUGGUCUUUGCAAGGUUAACUUUUCAGAGUUAAUCCAGACCUGUAGUCUGUAUUUCUUGCUGUACACUGAGCAUAGGCUGAGUGUUACUGAAUUUGCAUUCCUUCAUAAAAGGGAAACGCUGGUAUGGGUAAUGAGAGGUCAGAACUCCACGUGACCUCUGUCCUUAAGCACGUUCUAAAACCCUUGUCUCCAGUUGCCUACACUGGUAAGCAGAGUCCUUUUCUACGUAACUAUUGUGAUUACAUGAAAAUUCUCAUUGCCAAAGAAAUCUGUGAUUACAAAUGAUGCUAUAUCAGGCCAGAUCACAUGAAAAGUAUGGAUUAUCAUACUUGAUUGAAUUUGUUGCUGAGACAGAGACAACUGACAAGAUAAAACUUCAUGAAAAAAACCCAAAUAUUAGGAAUUCUAGGGCAAUAGAGUAGCAGUAGUAUUUGAUUCUCUGAAAUUGUUUCUGCAUAAAGUUGUGCUUAAGAAGUAUAACAUUAGCAGCAAACUACACCAGCCCAUGUAUUCAAGUCAGUUGUAUCCUUUCUGAAUGAGGAAAAAAGCAACAGCACAUACAUAAAAAUAAGCAACUACCAUGAGAAUUGAUGUUUCCCCAUUUUUCAAAGGAGUUGUUUCUACAUUAUGUUUUUAAGAUCUACUACUCACAAAAGGAAGAGGUUUACAGCUGGUCAAUAUUUACAUAAAUUGCUCUGUCCUGAAUUAUUGAACAGAUUGUACCUCUAUGUUUGAUUAUUUUGAAAAAUUGCUUGGUCCUCUGAAUAACUACAGGCUUCUCUCUAUAUGAUUCUGAGCUACAGUGUUUGCUGUCCUCCUCAACUGUCUCAAAUAAUUUCUGUGAAUAUUUACCACUACUUAAUUGCUCAUUUUAAAUAUCUGUUACAUGAAGUACUGACAGAACACCUUUUAGUUGUGCCUGUUUUCUCAGAACCCCUUCCUUGAUGUGUCUGAGUAAUUUGUAUAAUAUUGUUCUUUUCUUAAAGAACUUUCUUCAAAUAUCCCACUAUUCUCUUGUCUCUUAACAUUUGAUACUGAAGUGUCAGACCCACAUGUAAUUUGCCAGUUAAAAUCUACCCAUCUUUUCCCAGUUGUUGUCCUUUUUUUUUUUUAUAAGUAAUUCUGUGAUUUUUUUUGUUUUACUUCUGAGCUAUUUGUGGCAGUUGUCUCAAGGGGAGAUCAUAGCUGGUAUUAAACAGUCCAACCGUGGGGAAACAGUGCCUCCUCCUGAAGAAGUGAUUGUCCCAUUAGAAGAAGAUUUUAGGUGUAAGAUGACAUUUUCUACACAUUUUUUUCAGAGAGAAUUCCCAGCAGUGCAUGAGUUGCAUUCACCAGCACUGAAACAAAUUGUGUCAUUCCUUAGGUAGGUAUGAAAGGGAAUCAUCUACAAAUGUAUUUUUCUGUUGCACUAAAUGGCUAACCUUUGGCUGCUCUUCUGCUUUGCUUUUCCUGACACUGAAAGCACAUGUAGCCCAGCAAGUAAUUUUCUGGGCCUGAUUUGCCCUCUCUGUACCUUCCAGAGUGUGUCAGAGUUGCUGCUUAGUCCCAGCUGUACAGAAAUCAGUGUUGGUUUUGGAGGUUGGACCCUGCUCACUUCUUCUGUUAGCUCAAGGGGCUGCAAUACACCUGCAUUUUUUUUUGCAGUUCUGUGCAGUUGUAUGUGCUUUUCUCCCCUCAGCAGUGAUUCAACAAUUAUCACUGUUGUCCAGAUGUCAAAAGUACAGACUAAAUCCUGCGUAGGCUACACCUUCCCAUAAUAGAUAUAAAAUACCAGGGGGUAUUUAGAGGAAACUGGCAUUUUUUUAAUGUGUGAAUGUGCAGCUUUUCUAAUUUUAAAAAGGCUUAAACCUAUUAUGCAACUUUUAUACUUGGUUCAUAAACUCUGAUGCAAAGGUCUGUUCGUGUGCCUGUAAGACAUAAUGGGUUUCAGUUGCACUUUAUAUUGAAGAUCCUUUCAAGAUGCUUUAGAAAGAGCUAAUGAACUAUUGCUGGUCUUUACAAGCACUUUUUCAGGUGUAUCAGUUGUAGCAUAUGGCUAACAAGCAGCUCAUUCAGAAGAAGGUGGUGAUCAAAAGUGAUUUCAGCUAUUUUGAAUUUUAAAACGAUUCAUUAAGUUUUUGUUAUUAUGGUUCAUUAAGCUUUAUAAAUGCAAUGGAAAUACGUGUGUGACCCAGCUUUCUUUAGCAAUUCCUUCUUUCUAAGUCAAAGGUAACAUGAAGGGAAUCAGUGAAAGAAAGAUGCUGUACUUGGAAAGUUUUGUGGUGUUAAUUUUGUAAGAAGUUGAAAUAGGCCAAGUCUUCAGAGUUGUCUAAACUUGCAGAACUCACGAUGUGAGCAGUAUCCCUUGAUUCAGAAAGCAUCACAGAGAGACACUUAUUGUGGAUUUGCACACCAUGUGGCUGCAGAUCAGAGCAGUCUGCUGAGGCAAUAGCAAUCCUUGUACAUACAGGCAUAUUCAGGGUAAUCUACUCGUGUGAUGGAUGUGUAGAUAUCAACAAAUGCACAGCACAGAUCUGACAAAAUACUGCCCUCUAACUCUCAUUCUGUGAACAGGUACACCGGUGCUCAACUUCUCCCCUGUGACCAGUCUCCCCAACCUCAAGGAGACUGCUUGCUGUCAGAAACUCAACAUAGCUGUAAAGAAACAGCAUAAAUGUUUGUGGGAUCAAGGCCUGAACCUUUAGCCAGUGUUUAUUCUCCUCAGGCUGCCUGACAUUACUCUUCCACGUAGCAAAUCCAUGAGAAUUUGGCCUGAGGAGUAGAAGGAAGCCUUAGGCCUCUUUGGGCUAAACCUGCUGUCCUCUGAAAUCUAUGGACAAUCCUGUUAGCAGUGGGGGCCUUAAACCAGGUGCUUCAUGGACACAAAAUACUUGCAAACUGGAUGUGAAAGUAAAGCCUGAGCUAGUAAGGCGAGCAAGGUCUUCCUAACACUAGGAAUGUUUGGCACAGAUAAAACCCCAUAUGUUAAUGGAAGUCACAAUAAUCUCAAAUAAACAUAUGUCCAGAGAAGCAAAAUAACUGAUGUUGAUUUUGGAUGGCUUUUCAGUGCAUUUUAAGUCUGUAUUUGAAGAGUAUUUGUUUUAGGGUAUGGCAACUUAUGCAGAGGAUCACCAAACAGUAUAUAGCCUGGAAUUCUAAUUAUUUCAGUAGCAAACACUAGCAUCUAUUUUAAUUUGCACAUUAAUUUCCAGUGUAUUUGACUAAAAUACUAUAUUGUUAAAAAAGAGGAAAGCAAAACAAAGUUGUUUGUAAGUAUGUUCUGUUUGUAGAAUUAAGGCUGUAUUAUGUUGGAAUUUUACAAGCCAAGUUUAAAUUGUAAUAUAGAAAUUAUUUUUAUAUUAUUUUCAAAAUAUGCUAUAGAGCAAUAUUUUGCGCCUUUAUUAUAAACAGGGUAAUGGUUUUAGUAGGUUACCUUCAGAAAUGCUGGUAGAAAUUAACCAUGAAAAGAAAGGUUUGUAAAUGUACUUGUUUCUUACUGCUCUAUCUGUUGUGCACAUCUCUAUAUAAUGUGAGUUGAAUAUACUUUUUUUUUUAAUUGAAAAGCUUUAAAUUUUACUUUAUAUAUAUAUAUUUUGGUACAACCCUUUCCCUUCCUAUUUAAUUCCACUCUUCCUUCCAGUCCCUACCAGUAGCCACUUUUAUAAGCAGCUUCUGAGUAAACAUUCAUCUGGAAGGUUUUCUUACCAAAUGGAACAUUUCUGCACAUUGAUUGACUUGAGGCAUUUAUAAUACACCCUGAGUUGAUUGGAGUUGGAUUACUUUGCUUUUUUAAAAGACAGAAUCCGGGAUUUAUUAUUCUUUCAAAAAGAAAACCAAGAAUUAAUAACCAGUGCAAUCAUUUAGCAUCUGUGGGAAGAAAAUCACUCUAGAUCAUAGAAAUGUCAUCCUUUAAUUGGCAGAUACAUUGUGUCUUUAUAUAUAUAUAUAUCAAAUAUGCAUUAGAUUAUUGCAGAUUAAAGUGUUCAGAUCUUAUUUCUUCAUUUUCUUUGUACUGAUGAACUGUGCGAAAAAGACUUCACAAACUAAAGCAUCUGUUAAGAUAGAAGUCGUGUAGUUUUUAAAAUUUCAUAACUUCUGUCAUUUUGUUUGUUGGGGUUGGUUUGUGUGUUUAAGAAUUAUGAUUGUGAUAUGUAUUGCAACCAAAAUUUAGAAAUCUGGAUGCCUAACUUUAAGAUUCUGCAGCUAGGUUUCUCUUAGUGGACUGGUUUUAAGAUGUACUGAGCAUCAGUUUCUGUGGGAGCAAAAGCUCUUCUUGGUUUCAGAAAACUGAGUGAGCAUGACUCCAGCACGUAUUCAGGGCCUCUCUUUAUCCGUCUAUGCUUCUUUUCUGUCAAUGGAAUUUACUUUUUCUCUUUAGCAGUUUUCAGUGUCUGAAGAAAUAGUUUGGCUUAUUCAUAAAGUGAUUGCUUGAAUAUGGAGAGACUUGCCUUGUACCAAAACACCGUGUCAUUGUCCAUUUAACUGUUGCAUUCUUAAUGGAGCUAGUGCAUUCCACUGAUUUUUUGGGGGAUAUAAGACCUUUUUUCUUGGAUAUAAUGAUCACUCUGUUUUGUCUGAUUGUUUUCUUUUCCUCUCAAGUGAAUAUGCUCUUCUGAUUGUUGUUCUUUCUCAUGUUCCCUGAAUGUACGUACUGUACCGAGAGAGUUGAAAUGGCUGAUGCACAUUUGCACUGUGGAACACACGAGAUGGGUAGAAGCCACCAUGUUCCAAACAGCCUUAAAAUUAUGGCUCUCUGGGGACUGAGAGUCACUUAACUGGAUGCAGCCUCUGUCCCACUUCCUCAUUUAACUAUGUCUGUACAACACUCUAGCCUGCUGUUGUCUUUGGAACUGUAUGCAUACUCAUCUGAAUAACCUGUAAUCCUAAAAGAGAUUUUUCUUUUAAAAACUGUCAUUCUUUUGAAGUGUCAGUGUGCCAGGAAACCUUAGAAGACAUAGGAGCAAAGCCAGAGAGAUUAUUGGUAGCUGGCAGAGUAACUGUGGCACCAAAAUACGAAAGAGAAUGAAAGUAAUUAAGAUGUAUCAAAAACUAUUUCCUGUGAAGUCUGUUUUGUAGAUGGUCCUGUAUUCUGGGAAAACAUAGAAAUGUUGUUUUGCUGUUCAUCUCUGCAUCUAACAGAGUCUCUUACAGUGUUGCAGAGGUUUGCUCUUGUGGAAGAAGGGAGAGAAAAAUGGCAAGUUUUUGUCCCUUCUUAAAGCAAAUUCUACCCUAGUGGCAGAAUCAUCUGAGAUUGCAAAAUUAUGAUCCAAUGUUAGAACUUAACUCCUUGGCAUGAGUUGCGUAUUUAAUUUUAAUUUUGCCCCUUCCAAAUGCUGGUUUUGUUUUGGGUUUGUUGUGUGUUUUUAAAGGGGGGCAGGGUGGAGUUUAAAGAAUAAGCUUGUAUGGUAAUGACCCAGUUCUUCCUUUGUUCACAUGCAAAAUCAAGGUAAAUAGGAAAAUGGAGUUAGACUAAAGUUGUAAUUUCCCUCUCAGGCAAGCUGAGAGGUAAAAGCCACCUUUUUAGGUAAAUCCCAUGUAACUGCUUUGCCACAGAAUUAGAACCCCUUGGCACAGAAAGUUUGCCUGAUGAAACCUGAGAGUAUGUUGAGAGCCUGAGAGCUGUGGCCAGCCUACCCAAAACAGCAAGUCUGGUCAUUCUUGCCUUUAAAACAGAUAAGUUCAUUCUGGCCUGUGGUGUCUGUCUGCAGUAAAGAUGAAGUGGAUCACUGCCUUGUUGUCAUUUGCCUCCAGGUUUCAGUCACACAAAGCCUCUCCCAUGUGCUUUUGAUUAAAACAUGUAGGAGAUGCAGCAACAAAACACGGCAUCUCAGGCUCAGAGAAUGCCCCACAUCUCCUUUUAAUGGGUUUGCAAUCAGGUAUGCAUUGAAACAGCCAUGUGGGAGUGACAGAAGCACUCUCACCUCUACACUUUGCAAAUUCUGUGCACUUAUGUUUUAAUACUAACAGAAAUUAAGCAAUGAUUUUAUUGUUUAUUUGCUCAAUAUUCUGAGUACUAUAAAUACCCUCUUUGUAUAAUGCACAUAGUUUGCUUUUCCCUUGGAGCUGCUCAAAGAGUUUUGCAUGCACAUGAUACCAACCUCUGUUCAUUCACCACAAGCCAAGGAAAACAAACAGGAUUUAAGCCUCGAUUAAAUAACGAAUGGAAUUAGCCACAUAGACCUAAGUAGCUAGGAGUUCCCAACCAUAGUAUUCCAGGCUAGCUGUUCCAGUUUUGUAUAAAACUGAUCCAAACAAUCUAGAUUAGGUUUGUGCUCUUUCCUGUGGAGGAGCAAUUACUUCUGUGUCUUUUGCAAGCCCAUUGCUUUUAACUUGAUAACUCUGUGUUGUAUUUGUAGUUUGUCAGUCUUGUUUUCUCAUUGGAAUCUAGAGCUUUAUUUUGCAUUCAAUUUCAAGAUGUAAAAAUGCUGUUACAAACUCUUCAUAAUGCCUUGAAGUUGACUGUUGCAUGGCUGAAGGACCGUGUCCUCCUUGGCAGGCCUGGUUCUUCCUCGUUGAUUCUUGUGACUAACGUUUUUGUAUGGAAAAAGUUAAAUGAAACAUUGAAGAUACUGAUGCUUUUUACAUGUAUUUCUGCCAUGUGGUAUAAUUUGGGGCUUUUUUGUUCCAGAAUUCUGUUUUGUUAAAACCCAAUGCCUCAGAUACAGGCAAAUCUUGAAGGAUAGUUUGAAUAAACAAAAGGUACGUGUAGCUAAUCCAUCACAACUUUAGAUAAUAGGCUCUCCAUACAUUGUUUUUACAUCUUUUUUUGCUUGAAUCUUCUACUUCCUUAGACAAAUUUUAAAGCUCUUUGUCCUUAAAGCCUGUGGUAGUUUUUCCAAUAAAAUAUGUUUGUCUUUCUCAGUUCAGUUUGCAUAUAGAGUUGUUUGUCUCCCCAGACAAGAAGGAAGGUAACACAGAUGUCACACCCUUAGUUUAUGGAAGUUCAUUUACUCAGUAACUGAGGGUCUCUGUUCAAUUAUAACCAAAGCUAGUUCUAUAACAUUUUAAAAAUCAGGACAGGUAAUGUGUCUCUUUCUAGCAACCUAACAAACUCAGCGUUUUUAAAACUGUAAAUGUACAAUGAAUGUAUUUGUACUUAAAGUAUGUAUUUUGAAGACAUGGUAGUUGGCUGUCACUGGGGCUUAAGUAACUGUUUAUAAGGAAUAAAGCAAGACUCACUGAUCUUUUGUUGGCUAAGAAUUCAGCUUCUUGGUAGUCAUACCAUCCUUCUCAUUUUUAAGAGUCUGAGUUUGUGUUUCUCCUUGUCUUCUAUAAAUUUGUACUAUUUUAGCAAAGAUUCAUUUAGGAUUUCAAGAAACAACAUGUCAAAAUUUAUUUAAAGCUGAAGUGUUUGUCAGGUUUCUUUGUGUUUGACCAUUUUCAUUCAAAACUUUUAUCCCAUAUGAAAGGAGUGAAUUCAUCUUUUCCCAUUCCCUUCCCUUAUGCAUCAGUUAAAGAUGCAAUUGGUUGCAGUCACUUUUGUCUGCAGACAAAACAGUUUAGCAUUUUGAAGCUGAUUGCCAUGUUUAAAUCCAUUGUUCAAAAUAAACAGGAGCAUUAAUUAACAUUAAAGGAUAAUGAAUAUUUUUUGUUGUGAAAAGUGUGAGUUCUUGAGAACCUUUUCUACAUGCAGUUUUCAUUCAAAUUCAAUUUAAAUGUCAUUUUUAAUCUGAUCCAUACUUUGACAAAGAUGAUGUGUAAGAGCUGUUUUUAGCAGUUGGAUUGUUACUUUGUAAAGUAUUAAGGCACUAAACCAAUUUUUGCAAUAGGUAGUAAAACUUGCUUUUGUUUUGAAAAACUUCCAGUUAUAACUGUUGCACUUUUUAUAGCAGAACUGUAUUUAAUUUCUUUCUUUUAUGAAAGAUUACUCAAAGUAACUGAUAGCUCUGUAAUCUGUGUGAACUGGCUUCUCCAUUAUUUCAAACUGAGAGAAGCUACAAUGCCUAUUCAAUAAAAUUAACUUAUUUCUAAAGUA
Apus apus (common swift) is the source of this 13164-nucleotide messenger RNA. RefSeq names its product OTU deubiquitinase 7A (gene OTUD7A). Lineage: Eukaryota; Metazoa; Chordata; Aves; Apodiformes; Apodidae. Gene Ontology annotation, cellular component: nucleus; cytoplasm. The record is from RefSeq and is a predicted model, not a curated record. The transcript has 16 exons. Gene Ontology annotation, biological process: protein K11-linked deubiquitination; protein K48-linked deubiquitination; protein K63-linked deubiquitination. Gene Ontology annotation, molecular function: cysteine-type deubiquitinase activity; zinc ion binding; K63-linked polyubiquitin modification-dependent protein binding. The coding region runs from base 581 to 3388 and encodes 935 amino acids.